AUGUUGGCUGAGGAGGCUGCCGCUACCGCGACCGAGGUCCCAGCCGCCGCCGAGGAGGCGGAGGCCAAGCCCGCCAAGGCCAAGAAGGCGCCCAAGGAGAAGAAGGAGAAGAAGCCCGCCACGGCGAGGAAGCCGCUCGCCCACCCGCCGUAUGCCGAGGGAAGAGACAGCCGAGCGAGCGGGAGCACACGUGGCUCGAGGCAAAGCACGCGCAGCGCGUUGGCCAGCAGCUCGCGCAAGUACGUGGAGGAGAAGCACGGCGCGAAGCUGCUGCCCAACUUCCGCAAGCUGCUGGCCGGGCAGCUCAAGAAGCUCGCGGCCGCGGGGAAGCUGACCCGUGUGAAGAACUCGUUCAAGCUGGCCGCCGCCGGACGGGAGCUUACAAUCUACACAUGA
Panicum virgatum (switchgrass) is the source of this 396-nucleotide messenger RNA. Its product is annotated as histone H1-like. Gene Ontology annotation, biological process: nucleosome assembly. Gene Ontology annotation, molecular function: DNA binding. The record is from RefSeq and is a predicted model, not a curated record. Gene Ontology annotation, cellular component: nucleosome. The coding region runs from base 1 to 396 and encodes 131 amino acids. Lineage: Eukaryota; Viridiplantae; Streptophyta; Magnoliopsida; Poales; Poaceae. The transcript has 3 exons.